This is a messenger RNA of Pecten maximus, 1078 nucleotides long. RefSeq names its product histone H1-delta-like. Gene Ontology annotation, biological process: chromosome condensation; negative regulation of DNA recombination; nucleosome assembly. Gene Ontology annotation, molecular function: structural constituent of chromatin; nucleosomal DNA binding; double-stranded DNA binding. Gene Ontology annotation, cellular component: nucleus; nucleosome. The transcript has a single exon. Bases 34 to 582 code for a protein of 182 amino acids. Lineage: Eukaryota; Metazoa; Mollusca; Bivalvia; Pectinida; Pectinidae. The record is from RefSeq and is a predicted model, not a curated record.
CCUCGGUACAGGAAGAAUAUCCAACUCGUCACCAUGAGCGCCGCAGCAGCAUCUCCAUCGAAGAAAGUAAAGAAGGCAAGCAAGCCAAAGGCUCCAGCAGCUCAUCCUAAAUAUGAAGUUAUGAUAGCUGCAGCUAUCGCAGCACUGAAGGAGAAAGGUGGUUCAUCAAAAAUCGCCAUCAAAAAGUACAUUCUUGGCAACUACAAGGUCGCUGAUGACAACAAAUCCAGUGCCCUCAUCAAAGCUGCUCUCAAGAGAAGCGUUGCUAAGGGUGCACUGAAGCAAGUCAAAGGCACCGGAGCUUCUGGCUCAUUCAAACUUGGAGAAAAGCCCAAGGCAGUCAAGAAACCAGCAGCCAAGAAAGUAAAGAAACCAAAGGCUGCAGCAGCUAAACCAAAGAAAGCCUCCGGCGAAAAGAAAGCAAAGAGUCCAAAGAAAGCCAAGAAGCCCGCAGCUAAGAAACCUGCAUCCAAGCCAAAGGCCAAGACCCCCAAAAAGGCAGCCAAGAAGCCAGCAGCUAAGAAACCAGCAGCAAAAAAGCCCGCAGCUAAGAAAGCAGCCAAGAAGCCCGCCAAGAAGUAAACACUUUUCAGUGUUUGGUCGUAACUGACCCCCAACCCUAAAAGUCCUUUUCAGGACUACCCACUUUUCUCAAAAAGUGUCUAAUGACAUCUCGAAUUACGCUAUGCACUUUAUUUCAGCAAAGCAUGCCCUGGGUGAAUUAUAAUGUAAGUAUUUUUUAUCUGAAUACAAUGAAUGCACUUGGCUUUGUUAUAUAUAGAUACUAUUUACAAUUGUCGUAAUUGAACUGAAUUUGAUCAACAACGUAGGACUACAUCAGAAGUGGGUUUUUUAAAAAUGACAAUUAUCUCAAAUGGUAACAUUUUGAAUGAUGAUAUUAGUUAGGCUGACAACAGUUCGUACGAUGGAAAACAGCUGGUCGAAAUUAAAAUAGCAAAAUGUUCUAUCAAUGUUUCUUUAGUACUUUUAUCAUAAAAUUCUUCGUGAUAAUAUUACAGAAGAGGAUAUGUUUUAAAUAAGUAAAUGUCAUAUUAAACUAUUCUUGCAUGUAAGAAUA